This is a messenger RNA of Polistes dominula (European paper wasp), 1316 nucleotides long. RefSeq lists its product as uncharacterized. The record is from RefSeq and is a predicted model, not a curated record. NCBI's taxonomy places the organism in Eukaryota, Metazoa, Arthropoda, Insecta, Hymenoptera, Vespidae. Gene Ontology annotation, biological process: spermatogenesis. Gene Ontology annotation, molecular function: myosin light chain binding. Gene Ontology annotation, cellular component: sperm head-tail coupling apparatus.
UAGUUGUCAAUGAACAUGACAGGAAGAGGAUUUUGCGUUAAAAUACACCUCGAUCUUCAUGCUGUAUGUAUACAAUUAGAUAGUAAAAUUAUUAUGUUUUUUUUUCUUCUUUUUUUUUUUUCUUCUUUUUUUCUUCUUUUUUUCCAGGUAACUUGUCCUGGUGUCUGGCUAUGUCCAAAUGGAAAAAUAAUUUUAAAAAUAACUGCUCUGAAUUCAAAUACCGAAUCUCAUAGAAUUGCACCAAUUUUUCCAUUAUUAUAUAAUGAAAAAUUUACAUUUGAAAAAAUGUUUUCUUCUGUAGUUACUUUAACUGAAUUACAAAAUAGCUUGGAAGAAGAAUUCUUUUUUGCAGAAUUAAUACAAUGGAUUACACCUUCUGGUAGAGGAGUCAUUUUAGCUACAUUUGAAACAAAUUUAGUUGACUUAUUAUAUCCUACAUCGUCUUUCAAGGAUCGUCUAUUGGCUGGCGUAGAUAUAGAUUUGCUUAUGGAACCUACUAAAUAUUUUCCUGGUAUAAUAGCACCUAAAAUAGAAGUUUCUACGAAAACUAUUAUAGAAGGAAUCAUAGGUAUAGAUGACAUUAAUAAGUCAGCAAUACAUAUCAUUAAUCCAAAAACAAUUAAUUCAAAGAGUGCACCAUGCAUUCACAGAAAACGUCCGGUCAAGAGCAUUAUCAGACAAAAAAGAGUUUGCCAUAGUCAAGGAAUAAUUAGAGAUCGAAAUUAUCAAUUAUCUCAAGAAAAAACAAAUAAUAAAUAUCAUUCGUAUAUAUAUUCUCAGUAUUCUCCCGUUAAAAAAGUACAAUGUUCUAACAGUCAAUAUUAUUGUGCAGGAAAGAGAUUUGUUGUUUGUAAUUGUGAAUCAUGUGGUUCAGAAAAAAACAAAUCUGAACUGUUAACUGCGUAUAAUGACUUACAUAUUUAUGAUAAUUGUCCCAUUUGUUUGAAAUACAAAGAUUAUUUUUCUAAUCAAAAUAAUGUAACGGAUAACGCACAAAGUUAUAAAACUAAUAAUAAAAAUUAUUUGUUAAAAGACCAUCAUUACUGUAAAUGCAUUAGCCAGUUGUUUGAUGAUCAACAUCACAAUACUAUUUAUUCUCCAGACAAUGAACAUACAAGACAAAGAGAAUCAACAGUACCAAUACUAGGAUCGAAAGAACAAAUGGCAAUAAAUGAAACUUCUUAUCAUAAAUGUGAGCAAAAUCAAUUGAAGGAUUUUUAUAAAAAUUUGGAAAAAUUUUAUAAGAGAAUGUAUGAGCAAGCAAAAAUGCAUGCUGAAGGAAUUGGUGCAUAAAGUAUUUACUGCUAUUUGGUACG